UUCCACCGACGAAGACCAAAAACUCGUUUGCGCAACUUUCCCUCCUUUUUAUAAACUACCCUCCAAAACAACGAAGCAGAAGAAGAAGAAGAAGAAGCUAUCAUCUGAUCUGAUCUAGAUGGGGAAUUGUUUGUUCGGAGGGGUGGGAGAUGCCGAAAACGAGGAUGUCGUUAAGGUAAUAACCUCCACCAACGGCGUCAUGGAGUUUUACGCGCCGAUAACCGUGGAAUCCAUCGCCGACGAGUUUCCGGGCCACGGAAUCUUCAGGAGCCACGACCUGUUCUGGAACCCUCUGCCCCACCACGAAGUUCUCCUCGCCGGAAAUUCCUAUUAUCUCCUCCCGCUCGACAAGAGCAGAAGAAGCAGGGCCGGCGCCGGCGCCGGCGAGACGGUGGCGACGUUCGAGAUCGGGCACGUGAGAUCGAACAGCGUGCCGCAGAUUCCGCCGCCUCUGGUGGCAUCGUACAGAAUGUCGUUCGAUAGCCGGGGAAUUUUGCUGAAGAGAUCUUACACCGGCGCCGGCGCGUCGUUUUCACGGCACGGGUUCGGGUACGGGUAUGGGAGCAGUGGGUUUUGGAAGGUGAAGUUAGUGAUUAGCCCGAAACAGUUAGUGGAGAUUCUGUCUCAGGAGACGGCGACGGAGGAGUUGAUCGAGAGCAUAAGGACCGUCGCGAAAUGCGGGAAGGGCGGCGGUGCCGGAGUUUCGUCGGUGGCGUUUUCCGACCAGUGGAGUCUGUCCAGCAGUCGAAAUGCUUCGUCCAAGAAAGACGGGCUUCUGUCGUUAGAAUUGUCGUGAUCAUCAAGUGACUACUUUACGGCCGGAUAUAUAUAGUAUAAUAUACGACAUUGAAGUAUGUUGUUGAUUGGUAAUUGUACGUUGUUGUUGUUGUUAUAAACUUCAUGAAAUCAGUGUAGUAAUCAGAUCAUGAUUCAUGUGUUUUUAGCAUAUAUUCCAAGUUUUGCAGAGUAAAGUUUUAAUGAUUAAUGAUUUCGGAACAUGAAUACUUGUUGAGGUGACGGAUUCUUAUGAGUAUUCUGAAUAAAUAAAGCUGCUCGAUCAGGACAUUUGUCUA
Molecule: messenger RNA, 1073 nt
Organism: Ipomoea triloba (trilobed morning glory)
Lineage: Eukaryota; Viridiplantae; Streptophyta; Magnoliopsida; Solanales; Convolvulaceae
Exons: 1
Coding region: 119-796 (225 amino acids)
Source: RefSeq, a predicted model, not a curated record